AUGAGCCCAGGGCAGUGCGGCCGCAUCUUCCCUCCCCAGCUUGGCACUCUACAGAUCAUUCACGGCAACGGCACAGCCGUGGGGACGGUGAUAACGUUCCAGUGCCCUGCUGAGCACCAGCUGGAGGGACCAGGGGUCAUCACCUGCAUCUGGAAAGAGAACAGCACGCAGUGGACAGCUGGAGUGCCCUCCUGCAAGCCCAUAUCAAAAUACGAGACGUUUGGCUUCAAGGUGGCAGUGAUCGCUUCCAUCGUGAGCUGUGCUGUCAUCCUGCUGAUGUCCAUGGCUUUUCUAACCUGCUGCCUCAUCAAGUGUGUGAAGAAAAGUGAAAGGAGGAGGACUCAAAGAAACAUGCAGCUGUGGUACCGGCUUAGAGCUGAAGAACUGGAGCACAUGCAAGCUGCUUACUUCGGUUUUAAGGGAAGAAACAAUAACAACAACAACAAGAAACUCAGGAAUAAAGCUGGGUGUGGUGAUGUGACUGACAUGGCAUAUGAUAACCAAGGCUUCCACAGGUUCCAGGAGGAGUGGACACGGGACACCACAGCUCAUGGCUGCUGCAAAGACAACAGUCAUCUGCCUACCUUAGCCAAGAGCAUGGGUGCAGCAGUGAAAGAGGCUGUGGCAGGACACACCACUGCAGGACACUCAAGGAGCUCAGUACAUGUUGUGGAAGUCUAUGGACAUCAGGAUAGCCACAGCAAAGCAGGCUGUCAGAUACCUGGGUAG
This is a messenger RNA of Indicator indicator, 729 nucleotides long. It is a transcript of the gene SUSD3, whose product is annotated as sushi domain containing 3. The record is from RefSeq and is a predicted model, not a curated record. Lineage: Eukaryota; Metazoa; Chordata; Aves; Piciformes; Indicatoridae. The coding region runs from base 1 to 729 and encodes 242 amino acids. Gene Ontology annotation, cellular component: plasma membrane. The transcript has 5 exons.